AUGGGACACGGAGAGAAAGAUGAAGAGUUGGUGUCCUCUUAUGAGACGCAGAUUCGCCAAUGUUUCGAUUAUUACGAGGCUCUCCUCGCAACGCAAACAAACCUAGCAGGAAAUAAUUAUACUGUCGUCGAUAUUUUCCACCUCCCCUGGAUUGCAUUUUUGGAGAAGCUGGGCAUGUGGCAUGAGGUUUAG
Messenger RNA from Penicillium subrubescens, 192 nucleotides. Its product is annotated as glutathione S-transferase. Bases 1 to 192 code for a protein of 63 amino acids. The record is from RefSeq and is a predicted model, not a curated record. NCBI's taxonomy places the organism in Eukaryota, Fungi, Ascomycota, Eurotiomycetes, Eurotiales, Aspergillaceae. The transcript has 2 exons.